AUGUUGGGAGACAAGAAGAAGUCGAGCCGUCGGCUGUCGAGUUUGUUCGGAUCGUCUGGGUCGUCGGAACCGUCAUCAGGGUCUACGAAUACGAAGUUGAGCCCAACACCUGCUUCGUCAGAGUCCAGCAGCCGCCUGACCAAAGUGCGCAACCGCCUCUCCUCGGCGUCACACCUCACGCCCGAAUACCCUCCACCAGCUGCACCCGCAUCUCCACGUCAAGUGUCUCUUUCCAAUCCCACCAUCCAGCCGGUCGACCCUGCCGAUCUUGAGCCGCUGGAGCCGCCGCCGCCGCUCGAGGUCCCUUCGCGCGCAUCCUCCCCCGCUAGCAGCCGACCAGGAACGCCGAGCUUAGAACCAAGUUCUGAAGGCAAACUCAAGAAACUGCGCAGGAAGAGCGGUCUUUUUGGAGGCCCGCCAGGUGGCAUUGAGGGGCUCAAUGGCUCGCACAGCAGAACAUCGUCCGGCAAUGCCAGCCCGCUUGCGUGGAUAGUCGGACACAAGGGCAAGGUCCCAUACAACCUGACCUUCUUGUUGAACGGCGAAAAGGUACCUGAACUAUGGGACGAUGCAGGUGACACGUUUGUCUACCUCUUUCCCCGCACAUCUGACAAGGGCCCUUCCUUCCGUAUCGACUCCUCCGUAUACGCAGCAUCACAGCUGCUCACCCGCCUCGUACACGGCAGCCUCUACAGCGAUGGGAACGUGCCCCCGCUAGAUCUGGCAGAAAGAACGUCGCGACGCGUGUCUCGCGAACCCUUUGGCGAACAAUCACGGACCGCAUCCCCCGACCAAAGCCAGAUAGGAAGCUCGGAUGAGUCGAUAUCCAAGGGGUCCAGAGCGCUAAGCGACGCCCUCGAUGAUGAGUACACAGAAAAGCAUUUAUACAUGCCGAUCUCGCUGAGCUCAGACUCAAACAUCACGCCUCACGAGCCGCGACUAAACGCAAGCGACACGGACACAUUGGUCACCUACCGCAACUUUUUCGCCUUUCUCAUUGGCCAGUCGCUGGUCGCUACGGAGCGUCAUUCAGACAUCUUCGACAUAUUCCUGCGGAUAGGAGACAUUUUGUCACACUAUGCCUUCUCCAAUGUUGAUGGAUCUACCUUUGGCGAAGUUGCUGCUUCCAGCUUCGACUGCUAUGUCGAUGAAUUGACUCUGGCAGACGUCCGUCACAGCCGCGAGAAGACGAUAGAAGCCAUUGUAUUAGGCGAAAAAUUGCGGUCCAUGUCGCUAUACACGGAAGGCUUUGUCCACGCUGCUGGAAAGUACGACAGCAUCAAAGAGCUGGACUCGCCCAAAUUUGCCAUGAUUAGCCCCAAGAGUGCUACGCGACUAGCCCGUGCUGCUAUGGACCUGGAUAAUCGCGAAGCCACCAUCAAUGGAAAGCUCAAGGACUUUGAGUUCCCGCACAUUUUCUCUGGUAUUAUGAACAGCGCCAUGGCAAGCGAAGGCAAGGUCAUUAGCUUCAAAAAAUGGAGGGCUGCCUUCAUGACGAUCAAAUCUUUUGUUAUGGACUACUACCGGCACAAGUACGGUUCAUGGCUGCCAAAGGCCAAGUCGAAGAAGAACAACUUAACCACAAGUGGGCUUAACCGAUUGGUCCUAUUGGAAAUUUACCACGACAUGUCCAACUUGUAUGACCUCCUUGUGGACAGGAAGAACUUGACAAAUCGCACUGCGGACGGCUUUAUCGCAGAAGACGAGGGAACCGAUAUCGAAUCGAUUGUCGCACGUGCGCUGAGAAAGGUUUUGAGCGAAUACGACCGUAGCACGCCGCCAGUCGCGCCACCAAUUCCUUUUGACCUGCCACUAUAUCCCAUUUCGCAAAACGCAAAGACAGGCGACGCGAAGAAGGAUGCGAAAGCUCGUGGGAAAAAGCUACACAAAGACGAAAUAGCAAAACUGCUAAAGCAAUCGCAUAAUGCAGACGCCGAACAGCAGACACCGUUCUUGGAGGCUUUCCGCCAGUUUGAGUUCAAGCAAGCCACGGGCUCGAAUAUGGACGACAUGUGGGAUAUGCGAUCGGGACAGUGGCUAUUCCUGUACGCCGUCAUCCAGUCAUUACCCAUGUUGAUCGUUGAUGCACCCGGCGUACGGUUUACCGAGGGCGUGGAAUACUUCCUGUGCGAGGUACCUCGAAGCGGUGUACCGUGGGCUCGGGAGGACACAACACGAUCUCGAACAUGGUUUGGUGUAGCAGGAGGAGCACAGGUCGUCAGCUUACCAACGGAUGUUGUCGAACACGGCGUUGAAGGCACCUUCCGACGAUCUCACUGUUGGAAGAAGGCACAAGAAUGGGCAGCGAACGAUACGAUUCUCAACGCCGCGAUGCAGGAGCUGAAUGCAGAAGCUUCGCCAUUAGCCCCACCACCUGGCUUCCUGGACCCUUCAAACGCUGCCCGUGGACGAUCUCAGAGCCCCGACCGGCGGCGCGAGAGUGUCAUGAACCUCGGGUUGGAAGCGUUGCCUUUGCCUCCUGGUGUAGCCCCGCCAAUGCCUAUGGGCUCGCCCUCGCUGAGACCCGCGUCGAAUCACGAUCCCAACAAGACAUUUGACGACAUACUUGGAACGACGCCUGAAAAAGGCAAAUCGAAGAAGAAGUCGAAGAAAUGA
Alternaria arborescens is the source of this 2616-nucleotide messenger RNA. RefSeq lists its product as hypothetical. The transcript is spliced from 2 exons. The record is from RefSeq and is a predicted model, not a curated record. Bases 1 to 2616 code for a protein of 871 amino acids. Lineage: Eukaryota; Fungi; Ascomycota; Dothideomycetes; Pleosporales; Pleosporaceae.